Molecule: messenger RNA, 399 nt
Organism: Theileria annulata
Lineage: Eukaryota; Apicomplexa; Aconoidasida; Piroplasmida; Theileriidae
Exons: 3
Coding region: 1-399 (132 amino acids)
Source: RefSeq, a predicted model, not a curated record
AUGUUGACAAGGUCAUUUAUCUGGGUAAGAGAAACCUUCUCUUCAGAGUCAACAUCACCCAUCUAUACUCGAUUUGGAACAUACAUCCCAUUUAAUAAUGAGAAUUAUAUAUUUAUUAGGUGUAAGACGGAGAAGGAUUAUAAGUAUGCACUAACUGCUACCAACCACUUUUAUAACUUUGGAAGACAACUUACGCCUGAAGCUAUAGAUAAACUAUUCAUCACUACAUUAAGAUGCAACCAAUUGGAUCAAGCCAUAGAAUUAAUUCAUGGAUCAUCGGACUGGCUAAUUAGGCCCCCAAGGUUGAGCUUGAUUUACUUACUUUUGGGAGAUUUGAUGUCUAAAGGAGAUUUUGACAGGGUUUUUAGGCUAUACAAAAUUCUAAGAACCUCUUGGUAA